CUUCUCUAGGAAGCUAUAAAUAACUAGCUAAUCCUUAUCCAUCAACCAUCAAAAAAUUAAAGCAAGUUAACACAAGAACAAACACAGAAAAUUCUCAAUAGCUCACUGAAAAUGUCACUGAUCCCAAGAAUCUUCGGUGAUCGACGAAGCAGCAGCGUGUUCGAUCCAUUCUCAAUUGACGUAUUUGAUCCAUUCAAGGAAUUAGGCUUUCCAGUUUCUAAUUCAGGGGAGACCUCUGCAUUUGCUAACACUCGAAUCGAUUGGAAGGAAACUCCAGAAGCUCAUGUGUUCAAGGCCGAUCUUCCAGGGCUUAAGAAGGAGGAAGUGAAAGUGGAGAUCGAAGAGGAUCGUGUUCUUCAGAUCAGCGGAGAGAGGAACGUGGAGAAGGAAGACAAGAACGAUACUUGGCAUCGGGUGGAGCGAAGCAGCGGGAAAUUCAUGAGAAGAUUCAGACUUCCGGAGAAUGCAAAGAUGGAUCAAGUUAAGGCUUCUAUGGAGAACGGAGUGCUCACUGUUACUGUUCCAAAGGAAGAAGUGAAGAAGCCUGAUGUCAAGUCCAUUGAGAUCUCUGGUUGAAAUAUGUGAAUAUAUUACUACAGUAUCCUAUGAUGUAUGGGCAAAUAAAAAAUAAUUUGAAUCCGUAGUGUUUGAAGUAGCUCUGUUUCUGUAUCAAAUGGCGUGGUUGAUGUACUUCCUGUAAAAUUUCAUGUUAAAAAUGUAAUAGUAGUGUUGUAAUAAGUACUAUCUUUUUUGUUGUUCAAAA
Molecule: messenger RNA, 763 nt
Organism: Solanum verrucosum
Lineage: Eukaryota; Viridiplantae; Streptophyta; Magnoliopsida; Solanales; Solanaceae
Product: 17.6 kDa class I heat shock protein
Exons: 1
Coding region: 112-576 (154 amino acids)
Biological process (GO): response to hydrogen peroxide; protein folding; response to heat
Source: RefSeq, a predicted model, not a curated record